AUGAGGGUCCUCGUUUUGAUUUUGGUCGCCCUCCUUGCUCUCGUCCAAGUCUCCAACGCUUUCCGUUACGACAGAAUAGUUUACGAGGCUCUACUACAGUGAGUUUUCAAUUUUCGUUUUUAUAUCCCUGAAAAAAAAACUCAAACAUUUCAAUAGGGCUUUUGGACGAUUUAUUUGCGUCCUCCAGCUCUUUGAUAUUUUUCAUCUGCUAAAACUGCUUCGAGGCCGUAGGGUAUUCAGUGAAUGAGAUUAUUGCGAGCCAAACGUUUCCACGAAAUUGGUAUCGUAAGAAAGAAGCGUAGGCGAAAGAGAUAGGAACUGAAAGUGCUCUAAUUCAUUUUUGAUUUCGACGCUUUGGGUUUCAAAAACAAAAUUCUGGUCAAAUAUGUUGAGGUCACUGGUCCAGUAGAUAAAAAGCAGCGUCAUUCUUUGAAAAGUUGAUCACGUACUCAGAAAAGACAAACAAUUUUGGAUGAGCAAGUUUGAAUGUAGCAUAGCCAUUUUUUCCGAGUAACCUAACCGAUAACGAAGCCAGAAGGAAACCGAUGAAAAAAGUUUGGGAAGACGAGCUUAAACAGUCAAAAGUUUGUUUUUGCGGUUUUCUUUGUAGUUUCAACAAAAAACAUGUUUUCAAAACGAGCACUUUCGUUAUUUGCAGAGCUAGGGUUUUUUUCUGGAAAUUCCCAGCAUUACAGUAAUUUUUGUUGCAGAGACCUGGAGAGGGAAUACGUCGAACGAGAGCUGGCAGACCGUGUAUUAGCCAAGCGGGAGCUUGUCCGCCAGCAGCUCGGGGAACGAGUUCGGAGAGCCUCCGAAAAGAAGUCCUACCCAAGGAACUGCUACUUCUCGCCAAUCCAGUGUCUCUUCACACGCUCUUAAGGCCAUUAUCGACCGGUGAAGGACGUCGCCCACUCUUCACCACAACUCCAAAUCCACAGCAACCCCCAUACCUAUCGCCAAGCACGCUUUACUAUCCAAUCGUCGCUUAAGCUUUUGCAAUCCUUCAUUUAUUGUUAAUUUUGUCGCUCCCACUGUCGCCAAACUUUGAUCUCAGCGACUGUCGCACGAUCGCCGCGGGUCGCCUGCUUUGUCUGCAUACUAGUAGAGUCGUUUAGAAAUUUCUAUAUCUAUUGAGAUCGUCCAAUUUUUCUUGCGGGUGUGUGAUAAAUGUUAAGAAACUUGAGAUGCAUUGAAAACGGACGCGUUUGGAAAUGAUUUUUCGAAUCAGUUUGUUGACCGAGUUUUUCUUAAAUCUUAAAAAGCAAAUAAUUUAUUACUUUCAGAUUUUCCAAGCUUUGUCGGUCAGCAAUAUGUGAAAAAAAAGGUGGAGCAAGUCCUUUAACAUAUCCAUCAUGCACCCCGUUUUUUGUACGUUUCAAACGUAUCACCUGGUUGAAAGUGAUCUUUUUCUGCCGCUUUGCGCACAAUCCCACAAUAUAUGGCAUUUCAUUCCAGAAAAGAAUUCCGCUGUUUGCAUAUUAUAUCAUCGAGAGUAAAUGUUUGAACUGUUGAGUUGUGAUGUCCGAAGUCGAUAAAAAGAAGGUCUCACUGAUUCCGCCCUUAUUUCAGUUUCAAAACUGAUUCAAAAGUUUACGUUGUGUGAUAUUCACAUAUUCAUCGCCUCGCAUGAUGUCUUUGAACUGUUAUUUCCACCCGGUACAAUUUGAUAUUACGUUUCAAAUCGGCCAUAAUAAAAUAUUAUUGCUCUAACGAUGACACGUGAAAAACACAUUUUUGGAAAAAGAUAAAUAGAAGUUAAUAGCACUAGUUUCAACGAAUCCAUUCAAAGAGUGUUCAAUAUAUUGAUAAGAAAGUUUAAAGAGACAAAGGACUUUGCCCUCGUAUCAGACUAGAAAUCAACACACUGAAAAAUACUUCCUCGUUUCCUAAUUGAAUUUUUGCUGUGUGGAAUCUCUCGGAAACACUUUUUUUGCACUUCGUUAGACUGAUUUUUGAUUCAAGAAAACUUGAAAAUAUUCAGGAGCACUUUUUAGUUUGUUCAUCAACCUUUCAAAAGUUUGCAACUGAUGCCUGACAAAAUUUUUAGAAUAAUAAUCAAAGUACUUGAAAGACCUUUCAAGCAAUUGAAAAAUAGACAGUCUUAACUUUUUUUAAACGACUUUUCAAAGUCUCCGAUUUUCAAUAAUUAUUGCUCCCUUUCUUUGUCUUUUCUCGACUCAAUCAACAUGAAAUAGUCUUUGUUGUUAAUGUCUUAUCAAUCAGGGCUGUCAAUUGUUGUAAUAGGGUCAAGAACCAUGCAGAAAAAAAACCAUAGGUUUUAGAACGUUGUACUAUUUCUUGUCACAUCGAGAGUCUUCAAAGAAGUGUAGCCUUUGUCAGCAUCUCGAAGUUUCAACGGCGCUGACCUUUGCUUGAUGAGAAGCAAGCUCGAACCGGGACCAGCAAAGAAUGUCGUCCUCUGUUGCCGUAUUAGUUUUUUUCGCAACGCUUUUGUGACCGCAUUACAGUUACCAAAUAACAAAAAAGGAAUAUGAAAAAAGGGACAGGGUAAACUUGAACUUUUUUGGAUACAUCUUAUUUGCCGCAGCAUUCAUAGUCAAGUUUUCCCGACUUGAAAGGCGAGAUGGCUAGAUCGGCGAAGGCGUUGCGUACGCGACGCGGCUUUUUGGCGAGAAAAUCGAGUUUAAACGCAGUCUUGCUGAAAUGGCAAAAAGACUUUGUUUUUUUAUUAUUUCUUUACUUUUAUUUAUUCAACUGUAUCUUCUGGAAAUCAUGAAAAAAUUUAAAAUAUUGGAAAACUGUCAAAAAAAAGAGGAAAAGAUCAGAAAGAAAAAAAAUCAUUUAAACAGACACUCCUCGCCAAAAAAGCCGGGACGCACACGCAACGCUUCAUGCUUGUCAAUCUACUACCUCACUUUUCAAAUGGGGGAGGAUCGACUAUAUGAAUUUUUGAAAUAUAUAAAAUUUGGGAGUCUGGUCGCUCAUUCGAGAAAAUGAAAUCUUCAAGCAUUCGUAGAGUAAGAUGAUCUCUACGUGUUUUCGUUGACCGGAUUACCCUCUGAUCGACAUCACAUGUUUAUUCUGUUGCUCGAAAUCGAUGGAGUCAGGCUUGAAAAAAAAAUGAGAAACAACACAGGAGAAUGCCGGUCGUUUCUGACUGAGAGUUGCGUUGUUGUGGGUUCGAUCGAUUUAUUUUUUCUCGCACAACAUUUCUGUCCUCCAGUGACUCGAUCAAUUCGUCCCAAGCGAUUUCCAACAAAAUGUCUUUUGGCGGAGCGGUGAAGGAAGCUUCGCAGCAGAUAGCCGCUGGCGGCUCAGCUGGUCAGUUUAAUUUGAUCUUUGAUUCAGCCACAAUUCUUGCUUUUCUCGAAGAAUCAAGAAUAGAAAUGGCUGACUAUUUGAUUGCAGACAAUAUUUUUCCGCUAUUCUUGGGUUCGCCAUUCCGUCAUUCUAUUUUUUUAAGAAAUAUAUAAUUAUUUUUCAACCAAUAUCCACAACCUACAAUCAGAAAACCGCUUUUUUGAAUUUGUCUUGUUUUCUGGAGCACACAAAGCACAUAUCAUUUCAGAAUGCAAUAUAUAAUUAUUUUUAAGGCCUGGUGGAAGUAUGUUUGAUGCAUCCGCUGGAUUUAAUAAAAAAACACGUCUGCAAGUGGGGUCGCACGACAAGGGAAUGGCUGAUUGCAUCGCCAAAACUUACCGGAGCGAAGGAAUGGGCGGCUUUUACAAAGUUUGCAAUUUCGUAAAUGAAAACUAUUUAUAAAAAUUUUACAGGGAAUUUUGCCACCAAUAUUAGCGGAGACUCCUAAACGAGCAACGAAGUUUUUCACAUUCGAGCAAUACAAGAAUGUUUUUACACAUUCAGACGUUCCGAUGGCAUUAGUGAGACCCCAAUGUGAAACUUCUAGCAAAUUUUGAAGUUUGUAGACUUUAUCAUUUGCUGGACUCUGCUCAGGAUUGACCGAAGCAAUAGUGAUUUGUCCCUUUGAAGUGGUCAAAGUAAGACUGCAAUCUGAAAGAAAUGUUUCUAUCGCCGAGGUUACAAAAAAAUGGAAUUUUUUGAUGUUUUUAAUUUUUACAGCAAAGGUCAACAGCUGCUAUGGCGAGAGAUAUAAUUCAAAAAGAUGGUUUCGGUACUUCUGGUCUCUAUCGAGGUAUUAUAGUCAUUUUUAACAGCUCAGAACAAAAAAAGUUGAAGAAAUUUCGUGCAAUUUUUCGAAACUGAACCAGCAGUAGAGAAUCAUAACUUUUUAUUGCUUCUUCAAUGAGGAAAGUUUUAGAAGCACAAUAGAUUUUAUAUUCAAUUUUUUUGAGUUUCUCAGGCCUCGGUGCAACUUUGGGAAGACAUGGUGCCUGGAACAUGGUCUACUUUGGCCUCUACCAUAACAUGAAAGGAUUGAUUCCAAAUGCAAAGGUUUUUUUCUCCGCUUCAUGAAAAAAAAAUCAUGGUAUGAAAAAAAAAUUUUUUCAGGAAAACCCUACUCAAAAUCUGAUCGGAAGAAUUGCACUGGGAUUCACAGCUGGAUCAUUGGCUUCCGUCUUCAACAUUCCUUUCGAUGUAGCGAAAAGCAGAAUUCAAGGUUUUUGCCGAUAAAAAAACCGAAGUCUCACGUUUCCUGCUUGCAGGACCUCAGCCGGAUCCUUUAACAAGGAAGUACAACGGCACUUUUCAAACCAUCAAUUUGAUAAAACAGGAAGAAGGGUGAGUGCUGUCAGACGAAACUUUUCUAUGUUACAAAUAUUAUUUAUAAAAUGUGUUUGGGAAUCGAACUGAGAUUUCUCUAAAUAUGAAAAUCGCCCCUGAUGUGCUCUUCUACAGCCAUGGAUUGAGAUGCUUCACUUCAAGUCAUUGGACAGUUUUUCAAAUCCCUGUUCGGGCAAUUUUACAGCUUCAAUGGGUUUUUAUUGAAGUUUUUUCAUACCAAAUUGAUCAGUGGGGCUCACUUAAAAAAACGAAAGCUCUCCCAAGUCUUGAAAUUUUACCUAACCGAUUUUUUCGAUAUAUCAAUCAAUCCUUCGUUUUGUUGAUUUAUUUAUGAAUCUGGUUCAUUAUACGCUGAGCAUGAACUUAAAAAACCGAGCGUGCUGGAAGUUGGAAUGUGUAGUUGAUCAAGUUUAUCUUGAUUCACACUUUUCCAGAGUUCGUGCUCUGUACAAAGGUCUGCUGCCGAAGGUGAUGCGUCUGGGACCUGGAGGAGCGAUUAUGUUGAUCGUCUACGAGCAGGUCUACGAAUGGCUUCGUCUCAACACGUAACCUGACGUAUUCGAGAAGUCUUCUAAAUACUUUCACUGCCUAAGUAAUUCAGAGUUUCAUUUAUUUGUUUGAGACUGUCAAAUUGGCGUCGCAGUUUUUCUCGUUUUUCUUACCCAAUCAUCUUUCUAUGAGAUUUUUUCAGAAUUGUUGCAUCAGCAGAUAUUUCGACGAUCCAUUUUGAAUUAUUUUCAUUUAAUAUAGAAAAAAUGAAAUUUUCAAAGAUGGUUGUACAUGACUUUUUUUUCCUUAUUGAAAGUGUGAACUUCUUCUGUUUCAUUCAACAUGAACUUCCAGAUUUUUGGUGUACAGCUGCUCAAAAAAAUUCUUCUCGGACUUUGAGAAGAUAAUCAGUCGAUUGUUUUAACUCAUGUGUCUAAAUUUUCAUUUUAUGACGUGCAUAUGAUUUUUUUGAAUGAAUUAUGCCGAAGUUUGCUUCUCAAAAAAACAUUGAGGUUUUAAUGGAUAAUUUAUUUGUGGGUUUAUACUCUUUUUCACCGAAUAUUUUUGUUUCAAAAAAUCGAAAAACUAAAAUGAUUAAAUUUAAAGUGUGAAGUAAAGCGUCCCAAAGUUGCAUGGCAACCAAAGAAGAAAGUCUGCGGAUGAAGAACCAUCUUGUUCAAAAAUUUUUCAAGAUUAAUUUUUAAAUGUUUUUGCUUGAAAAGUGAACUGUAAAAAUCUAUUGGGCUUCAGCUUCGGAAAAUAAGUUUUCUUUUUUUCUUUCGGGCUCAACUACACGUGACUUUCAGUUACGCUUAGAAAAAACAAAAUGAAAUUUUGAACACUUCACAAGUAAGUGUGCUAUAGGGAUAUAAACAAAAAAAAAUCGUCAAGCGUGUGAAAGUUUGAAUGUGCAUUGACACGCAAUAAAACGAACCCGUGGAUAUCUCAAUUUUUACGCCAUUCUUAUUCGAAAACUGGCUGUAAUGUAUUUUUUCUUCUGUUUCGAAAUUUUCUGAAUGAAUCAACUUUUUUGCAUCGAACGUUCUUUUUGUCCAGCAGACAACAUAUAGCGAGAAAAUUACGUGUGGAUUGAAAGUUAAGUGUACGUCUUGUUUUUUGUUCCAAACUUGGGACUUUAGAACAUUUUUUCAUGAAGUUUUUUUUGCAAAUGUUAAUGUUAUAAAUCCAAAAAAAGAGUCUUCUUAAUCCAAUUUGGAAAUUUAUUCAAAAAAACAUUCUAUCCGUUUUAUUAUUUUUUUCAAUGAACUCAAAAAAACUAGAGAAUAUAUUUGAAUCGAGAUUUAAAAUUAACAUAAAUUUCAUGAUUUCUGAAAAAAAUUUUUUUCAAUAGCUCAUUUCAGGAUAAUUAAUUUUUAACCUGAAGUAUUCAUUGAAAAAAAUCCAGCGCUGAUCGGCUUCAGUUCGAAAAAAAUCACUGCAAUCGUCUGAAAAAUCUGUUAACAUUUGAAAAAAAUCAGGUGAUACUUCAGAAUAUGAAACUCUUGAGUAUCAAAAGAACUAGCUAUAAAGUCUUUGACGAAAAAAAUUCCCUAAUUUUAGUAAAUAAUUAAAUGCUCACAAUUUUUUUGAAAUGAACAACAGUUUUUUCAAAUUUAAAACAGAAACAGAAUUCCAGCAUUUCAAAAUUUGAAGCCAAUCGAUGGAAAAAGCGUCGCAAAAACAAAGUUUUUGAAAAAAAGUCGAAUUUUUAGCUUACUUUUUUUCUAACUUCAGGGCAACUUAGGUUUUGAGGCCUUUUUUUCAAAGUUAAUUUUUCAACUUUAUUUUUUUGAAAAAUGAUCGGAAAAAAAGUUGUCGCGUUGAAUAUUCAAAAAUGAAACUGUCGGUAUCGGAGUUGUAGGCGUUGUUUGGCGGGUGUUCAACUGGUUGGGACGCAGCGCGAGGCGCGCCAAAACGCAAGACAGCCGUGGGAAAGAGGGUCGAGAGAGACGCGACGCUCUGCUAUUUCGGCACCCAUCGAUCCGUGAUUGGUCCUUCGCCUGGCCGGACUCCUGCCAAUCUACGCCCUUUCGACUUUGCUUCCCGCCAAUCACAAUGUAAGUAUUUUUUUUUGUUGACACGCCCAUUUUUAGUGCAUCUUCUUUUUUUCACCUAAUUUUCUUCAAAUUAAGUAUGAACUUAUGCGAAAGCUACUUUUUUCAAAAUAAAGUGGACUGCUAAAAUUUCUAUGGUUUUAUGAGUUGGUUUUUUUGUUGAUUAUUUUUCUUGUUUUUCUCAAUAUUUUUCUGACAUUUGAACAAGUUUACCAGUUUUAUCGAAGUGUUUGAAAGCGCAAAAAACAUAAAUGACCGCGAAAAAGACUCAAAAUGUUUCUAGGCUAUAAAAAAUGCUUUUUUGAUAAUCUUUGUUUUUUCCAUAGAGGAAACUCGAUAUUGAUUUAACAAAAAGAAUUUUUUCUCAGCCACACUGAAAAUUGUUGAAAAUAAUUGAUGUUUAUUCCAGGCAGCGGGCAAAUGACAAGCGAAUCGUUCGAAAAGCUGAGCCAGCUCUCAGACCGCCAGUUUUUCGUUUUAUGCCAUUGGACAAUGUAAAUUUUUUUGCUUAUAGAUUAUGAGUUUUAUUUAUUUUUUUAUAUCCAAUAUUAAAAAGAUAUUUUUCCUCCUAAAACUCAUCAAUUUUUUUACUUCAAAAAGAGCUUCAAAAAAAUGUCUUACAAAAAUUCAAAAACAAUUGCAGGUCCCUGCAACAAAAAAAUUCACCGAUCAAAGUCCAGUGUCUAUUCCAUCGGUGAGUCGGAAAAGUUUCAUUGAUGAGGUUGAUCUUAUUAAUUUAAUAAAAAUUUUUUUCCAGGACGAGGAUUCACCUCCUAACACCAAAAAAAUCAAGGUUUGCCGGAAAAAUAUUAUUUUUCAUUACGUGUUACUAUUUUCAGUUAUUUGGUGCCUGCGCUCCAAAAACUCGAUAUUUCGAAAGAAAAAGGCAAGACUGCUGUCGGCGGCAGAGGUUUUUUUCCUAUUCUCAAAUUUCUAUGUUCAUAAAAAAAUUGGAAAAAUAUUAAUUAGCAACCCAAAGUAAACAAUUUUUUUAGAGUUUUUCAUGAUCAUAUAAGUUUUUUUCCAUGAUAAAACGCUUAAUAAUACAUUUUUUUAACAAAUUUUGAUAGCUUAACUUCUUAGAAUAAUUUUUGAAAUGUCCCGAUCUUUGGUAAUACUGAAAUGAUAAUUUUUUUCAGAAUACUCUCGCUGCAGCAAAAAAACGAACUAUGCAAACGGCGAGGCCGAAAACAAAACGACCAGCUCGAGAGCUUUAUCGGUAAUUAUUUCUAUCAAUGUUUUCACUACCCGUUGGUUGAGACACGCGCAACAAGAAGAAAAAUAACGGAUUCUAGUGCAGCAGGAACAUCGAGAAAUAUCGAAAAACCGAUUGUGCGAUUAUCAAACGGUGUAAGUUGCUUACGAAACAUUGAUGUCUUUUAUUAUUCUCUCCGAGAAUUCAUAUUUUUAAAAUUUGUCUUACAAACAUCAAUUAUUUUCAGACAAACCCCACAAAAGCAGUUCCCAGAGAUGUAAGAACUUCUGAAAGGAAAGAAACAAAAAAUACACAACAGCUCAAAAAUACGCAAAAUAUUUCUACACCUCCUAAUGAAAAAUCUUCAACUUUUCCUGAGAUUCGUCUUUCUGAAACGCCUUCUCCGGUCUUGGGAGCUGCAGAAAGACUCUACCACCGACUUCUACCCAACGAAACCCCUUCGCCAACUCCCGUUUCUGCACCUGCAACUUCUCAAGCCAACGCAGUUUCGUCUUCUGGUGGAUCAAAACAUCCUGAACAAGAAAUACCGCAGAAAACUGGCGUACAGAACUUUCCUAACGGUAUGGUCUUCUUAGCUGCAAAUGGAGUGACGAGCCAGAUUGUGGAGCAUCGCGAUGAAAGUGGAAAAAUCUUCUACGUUCUCAAUUCCAGCUCAAAUCCAACUAAUAAUCAGAAUGGUUCUUUCACGUCUUCUUAUUCUAAUAAUCCUAAUAGUACUGUCUCUAAUGAAACACUCACCACUCCGAGAACUUCGACACUGCCAUCGAAGGAUAACAGCGGACAAAAAGGAGUCGACCAUUCACAGAGCAACGGAAAUAACAACCACCAACUGAUUUACAUCAAUGGAAACGCUUUCUACGCAGUUGGACAAGGACCUGGCGCUGAUCUCAACGCCCAAAAAAAUUCGACAACUGCUGCACCGCCUACAAAAUCCCAAUAUGUCAAUCCAUACGUCAUCAAAGACCAGGCGUAUGAAAGACGUCAAAACGAUGGAAAAUUAAUAACAACACCAGUCGGCAACCCAGUAGUUCUGAAGAGCGGGAAAGCAACAAGAACAUGCUACGCGCCAAGGUAUCGGCCCAAACCAAGAGCCAUAGAGGUAUGUUUCGAAGUUUUUAAUACGAAAUUUUAUGAAUGGGAUUUCAGUUCUUGCCAAAAGACACUCCUUCAAACGCGACUGCUCCUCCAGGGUUCAAGGUUAGUUCAUUUAUUAUAAUUCAAAAAUCCGCAACAAGGGAUUGACAAGUUGAUAUUUUUCAGUAUUUCAAAAUGGUUCACGAAAAGGAUAACCAAAACAGUGAAACACGAAUCAUCAAGGUUCCACAAACGAUGACACUCACUGAGCUCAUGGUAAUUUUCUUUCAUUUGCAAGUUUUUUUGAUUGACAUAAAUUGUAUUUUGGCACCUAUCCGUUUAAAAACAAAUUGUAUUGAAAAGCUGAUCUUAUGAAAUUUUUUAAUUGAUUAUUAAAAAUUUAAAUUGAUCUGAAUGGUGGAUUCACAAGAAUAUAUCGCUUUUAUUCAUAGAAUCAACUGCCUCAAGACAUUUUGGCGCCUGGUUCCGGCAAAAAAGUCUACUUGCUCGAUGAUCCUGGGAACGACAUAGGUAAACAAAAAUAAAGACUGACAAUUUACGUAGAAGUCCAGAGCCUGUUCAACCUCCAAACGGCAGUUUGCUGAAGAAAAUUUCAAACCAGAAAGCUUCGGAUUCUUCUGCGCCAACCAAGGCUGCUCCUACGGUUGCACAGCCGAUAGGUCAACCCAUUCCGAUGACGCAGCCGAUUCGAGUUGAUCAUCGAGUUGACCACCGACAACAACUUUCAAUGACUCGUCGUCAAACCCACCAAAUGGUUCGAGCCGCGCAGAUGAACCAGCCAGUGCGAUACAAUCCGGCAUUACACAUAAAUCCAUCAGGAGGGCCACAAGGCCAGCCGUCUCAACUCCAACGGAAAGUUCCAAUAAGCCAGCCACCUCCAGUCGGCCAAACACCUAAAGUUAAUCAACCUGUACAAGCGCCUCAACUCGAACAAGCAGCCAAAGAGAAAACGAAAUCUCAAGAAUCACGUCCACCUCAAUCCACCCAAAAAUCUGACCUUUCACCAGCAGGCGCAGCAGCUCAAAAACAAGAUGAUAACGGCGAUGAAUCAGAAGUAAGUUCAUUCUCCAUGAGUAAAAUUUUUGGAAUUUGUAGAGGCCUGCAGUUUACGUUAAUCCUCUGCAGUACGAACGAAUUCUAAAACGACGAGCCAUGCGACAAAAAUUAAUGGCAGAAGGAAGAUUGCCAAAGACCAGAAGCGUCAGUGACUUUUUUCUGUUCGAUAGUUCAUAUUUUGAUAUUCAGAAAUAUCUGCACGAAUCGAGGCAUCGACAUGCAAUGGCUCGUGUACGGGGAGAAGGCGGAAAGUUUGACAAAGGUGAAAUUUGAUAAAAUGCAAUCGGCGUCAUAAAAUCAGUUUUAGGACGAGAUGGCAAGAGAAAGCGACCAGAAAACGAGAAGCAAGCAGGCAGCGACGAUGAAGAAGACGAAGAUGAUGAGGAUGAAGAGGAAGGAAGUUUUGAACGAGAGCCUGAAGACAGUACGACGCCCAUGCCGCAAUACGCCACGAUAAAGUAUGUUGGAACAAAGGAAUUGCAAAAGAAAUCUCUCAAUGUCAAAUGACUUAGUUGUUUUUUUAAUUGAAACAUUUUCUUAUUUUUUUUGAGAAUCAGGAAAGCAAUGUAGUCAGAAGUUGAUACUGCAAAAAAAAAAUUAUACGUGUGACACUUAAAUGGCCAAUUUGCGCAGACCUCUACAGCAGAAUGUUUUUCUCUCAAAUGGGGAUUUCUGUGAAUGCCGAGAUUUUCGCUACGGUCUUAUGUAUAUGCAGCAAAAUUCUGGACAAAUUUUAAUGGAAAAAAAUGAGAAUAUUGAUUUCCUAUGAGAACCAAUUUGCAGACCAAGACGUGCGCAACUACCAGGCAUUGUCAGAAGCUCGACAAACGGAACAGGUCUUUCAACUGCCCCAUCAAACGGACCCCCAGGAAAUGGGACCUUGCAAAAGACCUCUCAACCGAGCAUGACAACAAGGAGAAUGAUGAAAGUCAUGGUCAAUCAGAACAGUAUGCAGCCUCUGACAACUGCUGAGAAAGAUCGAUACGCCGACGGUCUGUCUCAGCCGGUUUUACAGCCGGAGAGCCUCACUGCUCGAGAAUAUGAUAACAUCAACGAAUUAUAG
Molecule: messenger RNA, 11638 nt
Organism: Caenorhabditis auriculariae
Lineage: Eukaryota; Metazoa; Nematoda; Chromadorea; Rhabditida; Rhabditidae
Source: the annotation of a GenBank genome assembly